This is a messenger RNA of Talaromyces stipitatus ATCC 10500, 1263 nucleotides long. RefSeq lists its product as uncharacterized. The record is from RefSeq and is a predicted model, not a curated record. The coding region runs from base 1 to 1152 and encodes 383 amino acids. Lineage: Eukaryota; Fungi; Ascomycota; Eurotiomycetes; Eurotiales; Trichocomaceae. The transcript is spliced from 2 exons.
AUGAAGUUUUUCGUUCCUGCUCUUCUGGUUGCCGCAGCGAUUUCCCAUCAUUCCAUUGCUUGCACCACUGACGAUGACUGUAAUCUCAACGGAUGGACAGCUUCUGAUUGCGGCCAGUUAGAUCUUCGUCCAGCAACAAGGUACACUGGCUACAAUCGGACGGCUGAAGGAAUCUCGUCAUGGGGCGCCAAGAUUAUACAUGACCCAUUUGACUCCAAGACAUUUCACCUGUUCAUGGCAGAAUUUGUGAAUGGAUGCGGGUUGAACUAUUGGAGUCCAUAUAGUAGAGUGAUCCGGUCAACAUCUUCAACUGGUCCCGAGGGUCCCUAUCAUUUCGAUGGGGAAGUCGUGGGAACAUUCGCACAUAAUCCUACCGUCGUGUACAGUGAAGCGGACCAAUUGUACAUCCUCAUUCACAUUGGAUGUCCUGUCACAGUGGUGCCUGAAGGCUGCUCAUCAACUGCACCAUUUAGCUGUGGACCAGGCAACACAUAUGCUGGGGACAGCGGAAUCAGUGCUUGGUCAUCCACGGAUUUGAGAAACUGGACGUCUCAUGGCCAGGUGAUGCCAGGAAAUGCGAACGGAACGUGGGAUUCGGAUACCACAAACCCGUCACCAUUCCCCCUCUGGUCUGCUAAUGAUCAUACUGAUCAGAUGCUCAUGGCAUACCGCGGUUGCAUCUGGAAUUGUGCCAAUGGUCUUGAACAUAUCGGUAUAGCAGUGGCCUCUAACUUCACUGGGCCUUAUACGCGUGCUCAUGGCCAACCUAUCAUCACCGAAAAUACAGAAGACCCCUUCUUAUGGCGGGAUAAACGAGGAAACUUCCACAUGCUCGUUCACUCGCUUGAUUCCGGUGACGGACUCGGCCACGGUCCUAAUGUUGGUUAUCAUGCAUAUGCGCGCAAUUGGGAUGGAGAAUGGACUUAUAACAAUAAUACGCUGGCUUAUAGCACUUAUGUCUCAUUCACUGAUGGCACGGCAACGAACUACUCUCGAAGGGAGAGGCCACAGCUGUUCUUUAGCGAAGAUGGGAAUCAGACGCCUCUGUUUAUUGCUAAUGGUGUCCAGGAGGUGGAUUCUCCGCAGAGUUAUACUAUCGUGCAACCUAUCGGGGAUGGAGCGAAGGAGUACAUCAAGUCACUAGGGUUUUAGAGAUUCAAUUGUAAAACACAAUUGCAUGUGGAAUUCGUCUUUUAUCUAAGCAUAUUAGAAUGCACCUCAGUCUAGACCUGGUCUUCUAGCACCCUUUCUAGGUAGAGAAGC